Molecule: messenger RNA, 1507 nt
Organism: Erigeron canadensis
Lineage: Eukaryota; Viridiplantae; Streptophyta; Magnoliopsida; Asterales; Asteraceae
Product: glyceraldehyde-3-phosphate dehydrogenase A, chloroplastic
Exons: 5
Coding region: 108-1307 (399 amino acids)
Biological process (GO): glucose metabolic process
Cellular component (GO): chloroplast; apoplast
Molecular function (GO): NAD binding; NADP binding; glyceraldehyde-3-phosphate dehydrogenase (NAD+) (phosphorylating) activity
Source: RefSeq, a predicted model, not a curated record
AGAUAGGCUUAUCUGUGAUAGCCAAUCAACCUCAUCCACACUAUAACCUUACAAACAACCCCUCAAAACCUUAACUGAUCUCUUGCAUACAACCAUACAUCAUCAGCAUGGCCUUCACUAUGGCCAAUUCUUCCCUCCAGGCAAAUGCUAAGGGAUUUUCUGAAUUUGCUGGCCUCCGUAGCUCAUUUGCACCUCUUCCUUUUGAAAGGAAAGUUUCUGAUGACUUCGUCUCCAUGGUUUCCUUCCAAACCUCGUUCGUCGGUACAGGAAAGGGUUGUAAGGGACCGGUGGAAGCAAAGCUGAAGGUAGCCAUCAAUGGAUUUGGGCGCAUUGGAAGAAAUUUCUUGCGAUGUUGGCAUGGCAGGAAGGACUCCCCUCUGGAUGUUAUUGCUAUCAAUGACACCGGCGGUGUCAAACAAGCCUCCCACCUUCUCAAAUAUGACUCAACUCUCGGAAUAUUUGACGCAGAUGUUAAACCUUCAGGAGACAGCGCGAUUUCCGUUGAUGGAAAGAUCAUCAAAGUUGUCUCUGACCGCAACCCAUCCAACCUCCCAUGGGGGGAAAUGGGGAUUGAUUUGGUGAUAGAAGGCACUGGAGUGUUUGUUGACAGAGAUGGAGCUGGGAAGCACAUUGAAGCUGGAGCAAAGAAGGUUCUGAUCACCGCACCAGGGAAAGGUGACAUUCCUACUUAUGUUGUUGGUGUCAAUGCUGAUCUGUACAACCAUUCUGAAAACAUCAUAAGUAACGCCUCCUGCACCACCAACUGCCUUGCUCCUUUCGUCAAAGUCAUUGACCAAAAAUUCGGAAUUAUAAAGGGAACAAUGACCACCACUCACUCUUAUACCGGAGACCAGCGACUUUUGGAUGCUAGCCACCGUGACUUAAGACGUGCACGGGCUGCAGCACUCAACAUUGUCCCAACAUCCACUGGUGCAGCAAAGGCCGUGGCACUUGUGUUGCCAUCACUCAAAGGGAAGCUCAACGGUAUUGCUCUGCGUGUGCCUACACCAAAUGUAUCUGUAGUGGACCUGGUUGUUCAGGUUUCAAAGAAGACCUUUGCUGAGGAGGUGAAUGCCGCAUUCCGAGAAGCUGCAGCCAAUGAGCUGAACGGUAUCUUAUCGGUGUGUGAUGAGCCACUCGUGUCUGUUGACUUUAGAUGUAGUGAUGUCUCGUCAACCGUUGACUCUUCCUUGACAAUGGUUAUGGGAGAUGAUAUGGUGAAGGUGAUUGCAUGGUAUGACAAUGAAUGGGGUUACUCACAGAGGGUGGUUGAUUUGGCUGACAUUGUUGCCAAUCAAUGGAAGUAAAUUAUCCAUCGGCUUCUGUCACUAGCUCCCUUUAAUUGUUACCAUUUUCUUCCAAGCUAUCUAAUUCUUUUUUGUGUCAAAUAUAUAUAAUCCUAUAUAUGUAUGUACUGUAAUGUAAUGUAAUACAAUCAGACUUUCAAGUGUUUUGGAAUAUCAUUAUUCUAAAGAGAAAUAAAAGCUUUCCUCUUCUCAUUGGCUCA